AUGAAACGGAAAGUGGAUAUCAUCGUUCUAUCAGAGACCAAGAAAAAGGGAAUCGGAAGUGAGAGUCUAAGAGAGUAUAUACACUUCUUCUCUGGUGUAGGGAAAGAUCAAAGAGCCAAAGCCGGUGUAUCCAUCCUGAUUCAUAACAAAUAUAAAAACAAAAUAAGAUCUUGGGAGCCACUGAGUGAAAGAUUUAUUAAAGUGACGAUUCAACUUCGGGGAAGAAGUAUAACAAUUUUAGGCGUAUACGUUUUAAACGAUGACGCUGCAGUCCAGGCCAAAGACAAUUUUGAGGAAGCUCUAAGAGAAAUUAUAGAGGACAUUCCAAAUAGCCAUGAAAUAAUUGUUGCAGGAGAUCUCAAUGCGAGAGUCGGGAGACAGCGCAGCAGCAAAGUGGUAGGUAUACACGGAGAGGAGGUACUGAAUAACAAUGGAGAGAGAUUAAUAAAUAUCUGUGAAGAAUAUGAGCUGAAAAUUAUGAAUACCUUCUUUGCCCACAAGAAUAUACACAAAUAUACCUGGUACCAACACACCAGAGGUUUAAAAUCUAUAAUAGAUUACCUAAUAAUCAAGCAAAGAUCUGGCUUGGUAGUGAAAGAUGUACGAGUAAAUAGAGGGGCUGAAUGUGGAUCUGAUCAUAGACUUGUAAUGGCCAAAAUUUAUAUAACAUUUAUUGGAAACACCCUACAGAAAGAAGCAAAAGAUACCGAUAACAUAGAUUAUCAGAAAUUCAAUCUGGAAAGUUUACAACACGCAAGUACAAGACGAUUAUAUUCAUCGAGACUAGAACAGAAGCUAACAAUCUCAAGUCGAUCCAUAGAAGACGAAUAUCAGCAUAUAAAAGAUUGUAUCAAAAAAGCUGCUGAAGAGGCCCUUGGAAAUGCCAUGAAGAAAUCUAAUAAACCGUUCUGGUGGGAUAAUGAUAUUGAAGGGAAAAUUCUAGCCAAAAAAGAAACAUACUUGAAGCUUUUACAGACAAACGACGAUGAGACUCGAGCGGAAUAUAAACGGAUGAACAGAGAAAUCAAACAACAAGUUAUAAAAAAGAAAAAUAAUGAAUGGGAGAAAAGGUGCCAAUAUAUCGAUAACCAACUAGGAGGUACUAGGAGCUAG
Messenger RNA from Coccinella septempunctata (seven-spotted ladybird), 1113 nucleotides. RefSeq names its product craniofacial development protein 2-like. Bases 1 to 1113 code for a protein of 370 amino acids. Gene Ontology annotation, molecular function: catalytic activity. The record is from RefSeq and is a predicted model, not a curated record. The transcript has a single exon. Lineage: Eukaryota; Metazoa; Arthropoda; Insecta; Coleoptera; Coccinellidae.